GGAAAAAAGGCACAAACCCUUCCAUACUUUUUCAUCAUUUUUACUAUGGAAAGUCAAAGAUUAGGAAAAAAUACUUCAUUAGGACUCGAUAAAAUUGUUAAUCGUGUUUCAAAUAUAAGCCUUUAUGAUAUCAAAUCUAUAUUUCGCAAGGCACAAAAUGUUGUUAUGAAUUAUAAUGAGAUUGAAGUUAAGGUUAGGGAAGCGACUAAUAAUGAGCCUUGGGGUGCCAGUACUACGUUAAUGCAGGAAAUAGCAGUUGGAACAUAUAGCUAUGCGGCUUUUAAUGAGAUUAUGACGAUGAUCUACCGGAGAUUUACAGAAAAAUCGGCGGGGGAAUGGAGACAAAUAUAUAAAGCACUUCAAUUGCUUGAGUUUCUUGUAAAACAUGGAUCAGAACGGGUGAUUGAUGAUGCAAGAUCUCAUAUUUCUAUUAUUAAAGUUCUUCGAAAUUUUCAUUAUAUUGAUAACAAGGGAAAAGAUCGAGGAGUUAAUGUUUCUAAUAGGGCGAAAGAAUUGAUUCAAUUGUUAUUGGAUAAUGAUCUUUUGAAACAAGAGAGAAAAAAGGCAAGAAGCAAUAAAGAAAGAUAUAUAGGAGUUGGAUCAGAUGAUAAUAAAUGUAAUAAAUAUGAAGGGUUUGGAAGAACUAAAUCAUUUUGUGCGGAAUAUAAUGAUGAAACGUUUUAUGGGGAUCGAAGAUUUAAUAAUGAAACGAAAAUAGGGAGUUAUAAUAGUAUGGAGAAUUCGAUUUAUAAAGCGUCUAUAUCUACUUUUGAAGAAUAUAAUGAAUUUGAUGAUGAUACACAAUAUAAAUCAUGUAUACAACAGAAAAAUAAUCAAAGCAAUACAAAUUUGAAAGCGUCAACAAUAAAUAGUAAAAAUACCGUAAAUACGUAUACGGAUUUGCUUCCUUUUGUGAAUGAUUCUUUUAAUUCUAGUGGAAUUGAAUCACGUAGAUAUCUAAGUUUUAAGGCACCUAGUGAAUCAUUAAAUUCUAGUACAGAUGACAAGUUUGAUGAAUUUCAAAGUGCAUCACUUCCUUUUGAAUACAAAAGCGUAAAUUCAGAACAAGAUAAUAGUUUAUUAUUCUCUAGUCAAAUGUCUAAUGAUUCAUCAUUAACCAAAAGGUGUGCUAUUCAAUCAAAUCAAACAGGAGACCAGUCAUUAGAUAUUUGUUCCUUGAUUUUACAAUCUAAAGAGGAUAGUUUAAUAUGUAAUUUUGAUAAAAAAAAAAAUACUGAGCAACCAUUGGAUGAUAUCAUUGAAUUUGGUUCUUUAAAGUCUUUAAAUACACAACCAAAUGAUGCAUUUAGUAGUAUAUGGACAGCUGCUCUUAAAGACAUUAAUAAAUCAUCUACUGAAGAGGUUAAAUCUAUUACAAAUGAAGCUAAAUCUCUUACGGUUACUGCUUCUCAUAAUGAUAAUAUUCUCUAAAAUUGAAAUAUUUUAAAUAUGUUAGAAUUCAUUUUUAAGAUUUCUU
This is a messenger RNA of Pneumocystis carinii B80, 1477 nucleotides long. RefSeq lists its product as hypothetical. Gene Ontology annotation, cellular component: plasma membrane; clathrin vesicle coat; endosome. NCBI's taxonomy places the organism in Eukaryota, Fungi, Ascomycota, Pneumocystomycetes, Pneumocystales, Pneumocystaceae. Gene Ontology annotation, molecular function: clathrin binding; phospholipid binding. Gene Ontology annotation, biological process: endocytosis; Golgi to endosome transport. The transcript is spliced from 8 exons. Bases 46 to 1431 code for a protein of 461 amino acids. The record is from RefSeq and is a predicted model, not a curated record.